This is a messenger RNA of Dermacentor albipictus, 4640 nucleotides long. It is a transcript of the gene Lrch, whose product is annotated as Leucine-rich-repeats and calponin homology domain protein. The record is from RefSeq and is a predicted model, not a curated record. Gene Ontology annotation, molecular function: protein binding. NCBI's taxonomy places the organism in Eukaryota, Metazoa, Arthropoda, Arachnida, Ixodida, Ixodidae.
GCGUAGCCGGAGUGCUUUGUGAUCGCCUGCAGGGAAGCGCCUGAAGGGGCACAACAUGAUUGCUUGUGCGUGAUUGUUACGGUGGCAGCAAAGCGCAGCAGUGUUUCGCGUGUGCGUUUUGCAGUCGACACCGUUCAAGUUGGUCCUGCUGAACAUGCGGACGGUGGGAUGGCGGCGCCGACUGCUUUGGCAUCGCAGGCAGCGUCCAGCAACGCGCAGCUAACGCGCACCUUGGAGCGGCUCUUCGAGGACGCCCAACACACCGGCGAGCUCAAGUUGAACGGCCGCAAGUUAAAAGAGCUGCCGCCCUACGCGGCCAAGUACGACCUUCGGGACAUUGUACAUGCAGACUUGUCAAAGAACCGACUGAGCGAGCUUCCCACCGAGCUAUGCGGCCUAGUGCUGCUUGAACGUCUGGACUGCCACAGCAAUGUGCUGCGUGUUGUACCACCGACUGUGGCUGCAUUGCAGGCCCUGACGUACCUUGACCUCAGCCGAAACCAGCUGAGUGCACUUCCAAUGGCAGUCUGCCAGUUGCCUCUGGCAGUGUUGCUGGUGUCCAGUAACCGGCUAGCAGAGCUGCCAGAGGAAUUAGGCAGGAUGCGCUCGCUCAUGGACCUGGAUGUCAGCUGCAAUGAGCUGUCACAGCUCCCACCAGGCAUCGGGGAGCUACAGGCUCUGCGGUCGCUACGUGUGCGCCGUAACCGGCUAUCGGAACUUCCAGCCGAGCUGUGCCGGCUGCGCCUUUGGCAUCUGGACGUGUCUGAAAACCAGCUGGCACGUCUGCCUCCCCUGCUGCGCCUCAUGAACUCCCUGCGCCACCUCCUGGUUGAUGGGAACCCACUGGUGUCCCCGCCUGCUUUUCUUUGCAGGCGAGGUCAGGUGCACGUCUUUAAGUACCUGGAGCUGGAAGCUGUCAAGGAGGACCGAAGGCGAGGACACCUCAUGGAUGCCGAUGGGAGCCUGCCUCGCCGAGGGGGAAGCCGCACACCGGUGGAUCAACGCCCAGCUAACAAUGGCCAUGUCAAGGAGCCUGCAGGUGGCAAGCGACCGACCACCAUUGAUUCUGGUUACUGUAGCACCUCAGAUGUCACUGAAAGCCGUUGGUCUUUUGAGGCACCGGAGGACCCUUUGCUACCGCCACUGCGGGCAUUUCCCCGGGAGCAGCGGCACGAGCGCCUUUCGGACCUGAGCCUGUGUUCUGCAGCAGGUGGCACUACCACACCCAGCACUCUGAGCCCCUGCUCGGAGACGGGACCCGAGCCCAGCCCUCGAGCGUUUUUUGACGACUCUUCAGACACGGACAUCUCUGAACACGGUGAGGGUGGCACACCUAUGCUGCUAGACUCGCAGUCAAAUGGACCAGCUCUUCCCGAGGUGCUCCCCAACCAUGCAGUCGAGAUGCACAACGGUGAUCACAGUAACGCCUGCGAGCCAACGGUGUCUCCAGCCAGGUCGUGCAAGGAAGCUCCGCCUCCACCUCGGCGGGUGCACCAACAGACGUACCGCGAGUUCAAGGAGGCCCUGAGGCUGCAACGCUUGGGCCUGGCGCCCACCACCACCACCAAUCACGUGACUGCACAACAGCAGCAGCAGCAGCCACCGCCGCUCAGCAAGAUCACUCCGGAGGAAGAGUUCCGGGUCCGACACGAGGCCAUUGUGCACCAACAGCGGCUUGAAGCUGCGUGGGCUCAGCAGCGGCUGCAGCAGCCACCCUCUCCCCCUAGCCUGCCGGCAUCACCUUUGCUGGCAUCCAGUGAUGGGAUGAGGACACCACCACGACCGAGCCGUGCUGGCACUCCCCAGGGUGGCGACUUCACCAUCCGCCGAGGCCUGGAGAGGGCACGCGAGGAGCACGACCUCAUCGAGCAGCUUCGAUGGGUGAUUGAGAGCAGACUAAAGGUCCAACUGCCAGCUGAAAUUGGCCCAUCCCUUGUGGAUGGAGUGGUCCUGUGCCACCUGGCCAACCAAGUGCAACCACGAUCUGUUGCCUCCAUCCACGUGCCCUCUGCUGCCACGCCCAAGCUCACUCUGGCCAAGUGUCGACGCAAUGUGGAAAACUUCCUGAGUGCUUGCCGCCAGCUAGGAGUGCCUGAGGAAGCCACCUGCUCGGCCCAAGACGUGCUCGAAGAGCGAGGCCUGGUACACGUUGCUGUCACCGUACAGGAGCUCUUUCGGGUUGCCAGUCGCAACAAGCACUGACCCUUCUAGUCCCACACUUCAGCCCCCCCCGUCAUGCAGUGUGAUUUUGCACCAUCAACCCACCUCCUGUCUACGUUGUGUAAGCCAGUCUCAGCCAAUGACGAAACAAGAAAACAAGAUUGAGGGAAGCACAGACAGAGCAGCGAAGCACUUAGCAGUGCAUUUGAAAACGGUGUGUGUAGUUACCGGCACUGUGAUAUGAAGUUAUAUACCAAAUGCUUACAUAGGAGUAUUAUCUAUACAGAGCUCUUCCAGCCAGACUGCUGACACAUUUGGUGCUGACAUUUUGCAUAGAGAUGACCUUUUGUGGUGCAUGCAGUUUAAUAGGUUGUUGGGCAGAUCUCACUUGUGUUGUGCAGAAUAAACUAGAAGUCUUCAUGACCUGCACUGAUGCUGGUCAAGAAAGUGCCAGUUUCGCUGCAAUGUAAGGGUGGUGCCACUUGUUUUUGGGUAAAAUGAAAUGCACAACUUGUUUUUUUUUUUCUUUUUUACAGCGAGAGAUGGCAACGUCAUAAUAAUUCUGCUAAUUCUACACUUUCUUUUUUGGGAGAUGUCACCACAGGCAUGUACCAAUAAUUUAUUCUGGGCAGUCAUGUGGUGCACUGAAACAUUGUACCAAACUGCGUGCGCCACAAAAUGCUACCUCUCUGCAAGAUUUGAACAUGAAUGAGCCAGCAGUAUACACAGAAAUGUCACAUGCUACCAAGUGCUCCUAUACUUAAGUGCAUUUGGCGGACUCGUGUCAGCAUGCGAUGAAACAGCCCAACAGUAACAUGGUUGGUAUGUGCAGUAACAAGGCUGUUGUGUGUAACGACAUCACUUGUGUCGCUUUGACUUUGCUGCGAUUUAAACUUGGGCAACAUUUCCUAAGUGCUUUUUUUGUGUGUGCUGUAUGCUGCUUCUGAUAUUGAGGGGCACAAUUAAGAAGCAUGCAACCUUCAUUUGAUAUUGAAACAGUUUGUUUAAGUUCAGUUUAAUUACCUUUAACUGAACAAAAUUGGCAUAGUGAAAGCCGUUAUAAAAGUGGAUUUCAUUUUACUCUUUACAAUGGUCACAAAGUGCCCUACGGAUGCAAGUGAUCUUGUGCUACCUUGUUGCUGUGUUGCUUUGUUUCUGGGCUGUGAUUAAGUAUGCAACUGUGUUGCCAAAGCAAUGUACUUAACGGAUUACGUUAGGAAAGAGUAGUUUCUGAGGGAAAAUUAUUCCCUCGACUCAAGAGUUCAUUCUUAUUUAUGCAAUGCGUGCACAUCAACCCACACACUUGUUUGUACUCAUGUACUUACUUUUUAGUGUGAGAAAGUGUUCUUAGAGGUCUUUUAGUAGUUUAUAUUGUACAAAUGACCUUUUGGUCAUACACAACUACACCCUGCCAAGGGCACCUUGUCAUGGCACAUCACAUAUACAAAUGCUGGGUUAAUUGUGGCAAGGCUCAUUUAUCAAAGCCUUGUUCUGUUUUGCCAGCUGCAAAGUGAGUUUUUGGAAAGUAAGACAGCCAGCUAGAAAUGAUACAUUGUUUUUUGGUCACUAAGCUUGCCUAGCAAGCUUGCUAGCCAUGACUCGGUGACUGACGACAAGCAGCCGUCAGCCACCUGGUGAAUAUCCUUAUCCCAGUUGAACCUUCUUAAGCCAAUUUUUAAUGCUCCUUCCUAAGCCUUUUCUGGAAAGCCAAAGCAUGAGUGCUCACUUUAUUGGUGUAGUAUGGGCUGCAACCUGUAGCCUAUUGCUGCAAGCAUGAUCUCUUUGUGCAAGCCUGCCUAUAGGUUGAUGUACCCAGUGUCUGUUCGACGUUGCAUUGCUACUUCAUACCCUCCAUGUUCCUCAUGACCAUGAUUUAUCACAUCGCUCGGCAUCAAUGAAAGGCAUCACGUACAUUGGUGCCAGAACACCCAUUUUGUAUUGUCCUGCUACAAGCCUUAUUGCUAUUAUUUCUUGCCAAUAUUUGCUUUUGAUGGCAACCCACUAGGUUACUGAGAGCUUUCUGCAUCUUUGCAGAUGUCAUAGCUGGCACUUUCAUGCUGUCUGCCAAAACAAAAAGUAUUUGAAUCCAUUUUAUACCGAUUUUCCUACCAUCUUCUUUUGGCCGGGAGGUCUUGAGCCAUUUAUUUGUGUUCAAACACAGCAGGAGCUGUAGUGUUGACUCAAAAUGGGCAUAAAAGCUUAACAAACUUGGCUGUCUGUUCACUUAAAAGAAAUGCUCAUUGUCUGCAUGGAACGGUGUGUUUUAAUGUGUUACACUUAGUCAUGAAUGUCACAAGCUGCAGUGGAAGCUGCAUUUGCUUUAAACUGACGAGCUUGAAAAGUCAUGGUUGCCCACAUUUCUAUCUGUAUUUGGGUGGCUUUGAACAAUUUUUUUUUUAUACAACAUUUACGUGCAAGUUGUGGGAGAGAAAAGACAUAAAACAUCUUUUAAUAAAAUAUGUUUUUCCCCUUUGAAGAAA